This is a messenger RNA of Lodderomyces jiufengensis, 1185 nucleotides long. RefSeq names its product Golgi transport complex subunit. Lineage: Eukaryota; Fungi; Ascomycota; Pichiomycetes; Serinales; Debaryomycetaceae. Gene Ontology annotation, biological process: intra-Golgi vesicle-mediated transport. Bases 1 to 1185 code for a protein of 394 amino acids. The transcript has a single exon. The record is from RefSeq and is a predicted model, not a curated record. Gene Ontology annotation, cellular component: COG complex.
AUGGUACUACCGAACUCAAACCUAAACAAUGAACUAGAAGAUUUUGAAGCAUACCUAGAACCAGACUUUAAUUCAACAAACUUUGCAAAUUCGCUAUUGAUAGCAUCAAAUGGGAAUGAAAAUCAAGAAUUAGACUUACAAACCCCAAUUAAAAAAUUGAAAUAUGAUUUAAUUGAAUUAGAUAAAAGGAUAAAAAACAUAUCAUCUACAAAUUACGAAGCUUUGGUCAAAAAUUUCGUACAGAUUAAUCAGUACCAGAGUAUUCAAGAACAACAAAUUAACCCAAACUUAACAACGAUAAAUAAGCAAUUUGAUAAGAUUAAAAAAGAAGUAAUUGAACCAUACGAUGAAGCUCAAAAAUUAACGAACGCUUUGAAGAAAUUACAUCAAACUUUGGAAUUGUUGAGAAAUGCAUCUUUUUUCAUAUUCAUAAUUCAACAAUUGGAAGAUUUACCAAUAAUAAGUAAUGAUAAUAAUGAUAAAGAUUUAGUUAAAGCAAGUAAAUUAUAUAUUCAAUUAUCAAAACUUUAUGACAAUCUGAAAAGGGAUUUAAGAGAGAAUAAUAUAAUGUCAAUAAAAUUAAUCAGAGAUUACGAAGCAACUGCAACCACUAGAAAGCAAAGUCUUAUCUCAAAUUGUUGUAUAACGAUCUCCAACGAGUUUGGUAGAGUAGUAAAUAUAAAUUAUAAAAACCAAAAAUUGUUUAACAACCUCCAAGCAUUGUAUAUAUUGAACAAAUCUGAAUUUUUCACCAACUUUGAUAAAUCAACUAUACAAAAACAAUUAAGUAUAAGUAAUAAUCAAUUAUCUAAAGCAUUACAAAGUCCAAGAAAUUUCACAUCAAUCAUAAAUGAGAUUAAACAAAAUAAUGAUACUUAUUUUCAAAACUUGGAUGAGAUAUUACAAAAAUGGCAAUUUAACACCACGGAGGACCAAAAUGAAAAAUUGAUAACAAUAAUAUCAAACUACUAUGAUUGUGAAUCACUAACGUUAAUGUUUUGGCAAAAAUUGUCUAACUUGUUCAAGAGAAAUAUAGUUGCAACAAUGGCAAGAGGGGGUCCAACAGCUAAAAAUUUAAAAGUUUAUAGCCAAGGUUUGAAAAAUUCAGUUACUGAACUGUUUAAAGAUAAUAAUGAUGUAAAAGAAUUGUUUUUGGAAGCAUUGUCAAUGAUAGAUUAUAAAUAA